UGAAUUUUCUUGACCUCAACCUGGUCUCGCGAUUCCCAUAUCGAGAUCGAGACAUCACCAAUCUAUUUCAAGUCCUCCCUUGCGAGGACUGCGAACGACACUUCAACCAUAGUCCUGUAUCGAACCGGAGUAUCUGCGAGCACCGCAUCGAGAAAUGAGCCUCGAUGCAGUGUACAAUACAUAACGAUAGGUAGCCCUCGAGCUCACAGCAGCCAUGGUAGAGUCGCCCCCAGGUUCGAAAUUACCACCUACCCUCCAAGCCAGACCUCCCACUCCUCCUCGAGAAUCCAAUCAAAGUAAUACGAAAUCCUCCUUUGUUGGACGCCUCUUCCGAUCCUCUUCCACUCGACGAUCUUCUGCUCCGGUUUCUUCAACAUACACACCAGAUUCCUCUGCAGAAUCUCCAACUGCUUCUGGGUCAUCUCGAAAGAGAGUAGGAUUUUCGGACUGGCCUCAGUACAAAGACCCUCCUACCGUUUCUUUCGACGGGAAGGGUGUCUUGAAGCACCCCGUCCAACCGCUUCCCCCGUCUGCAGAACGCAAACCCUCGAAAUCGAUAUUGAAGGCGCAUAAUGGGAAUCAAGAACAGGACUCACUGAACAUAGAAGGUGGCAAUACCGCUCUCCUACCGCUGCACCACUACGCAACCUUCUCAAAGAUGCUCGAGUCCAUUGUGCAGCAGCUGGCUGGGAAAGAUAGGAGUUCCAAGGUGGAUGCAUACCUCAUGCUUUGUGGGUCUCUCAAGGCAUCAGACAAUGUACCAGACCCGAAGGCGUUGAAGGAUCAAAUGGGCCUCUUGUGCCAGUUCAUCGAGCGAGAUCUUUCCCAGAAGUUGGACAACGGAAAGCCAGAUUCCAGUCUUAUGGUCCAUGGCUUGACCCUACUUGGUUGCUUUCUCCACAAACCUUCGAUCGCCGAAUCCCUCCCCGUCGACUUCACCCUUCGAUUUGUCGACCAUGCAAUCAGAGUACUUGACGAUGGCUCCAUGUCGAAAGAGGUCACGAAGCAUUUGAUGUUCAUGCUGGCACAACAAAAUUUCUCGACAAAAGUAAUGAACCAGGAUCGCGUGGGAAAGCUGAUCGCAGCUCUUCACACCAUCGAGGACAGGAUCAAAGGCAAGAGUAUUGUUCACAGUCGACUGCAGAUCUACCGUACACUUCUUCGACAGUCCCGCAAUCAUAUGUUGGUCCACACGGUAUGGAUUGAAGAUCUGUUGAGCGAUAUGCUCAGUAGCCUCAAGGACAUCCGUGCCACCGCAAUCGCAUUUGGCCUUGAAGCUGGAUUCAGUCUUGGUAUUGAACACAGCGCGUCAAGGGCAAUGCAAAGUAUCCUCAGGGGGGAGUGGGCGGAAGGGCUCAAAUUUAUCGACUAUUACAUUGAGCGUCUGAAAACAUCCAGCAAGAACAGGGAAGAAAGCUCCACGGUCCCACAGGUCUGGAGUGUUGUGAUUCUCUUUUUCCGUUCGAAACCUCAAUGCCUAGAGCAGUGGCAAUUUUUCUCGCAGUUUCUUGGAGUGCUACAAGCAUGCUUCAACAUUGCCGACAACCCAACGAGGACAGAAGCCCAUUAUGCCUGGAAUCGCUUGAUAUUCGCAGUUCGACCCAACGAGAAGACUUCACCAAAACUCCGAGCAAUGCUGUUCCAAGCACUCUCUGCUCAACUCAAGCGCAAGUCAUCCAGCGGACGCAAGAGGACGCUGAGCAGCAUAUAUACCCUUCUCUACUACACACUCAACCCGACCUCAACGCAUGCCGAGUUAGACAUGUAUUGGGAUGAACUACUUGUGCCCCUAGUUAACGACUGUCUCACUACGUCCAAGAAGGAGAUUGCGGCCUCGGAGAUGGCCAAGGUAGAUGCCGUUGAGGCUUGCCUUAUCCUGCAAUGUCUAUUUGACUCUCGAACCCCACGCAAGUGGAGCGAGACCCGUGCGAUGGACAACUUGAUGCAGAAUGGCAUGGAUGCAAAGGAACUACCAGCUCUUGACUCCAAAUGGCUGCGGAAGAACCACACUCGAAUCUUUGAGCUCUUGCAACCCCUCUUGCAGAAACUCUACUGGGAUCUAGGAGAGGACUCUGCCAUUACACGACUGUGGAAAUCAUAUGUUACGUCGAUCGCUUCAGCAGCUAUCAUGGAAGUGAAGGUUUCGUUUGACAUGAUGUCCUGCAUUGCUUCUAUCUUUGGAACAAUUCAUAAGUUUUGGGGAGUUGGACCUGAGGCUCUAGGAAGCUUAUCUGCAACAGUUCCAUCGAGUAAGCAUGUGGCAUUUUGGAAGGGGCUCGAAACGAUCUUGACAAUAUCAAUUGAGGGUUUGGGCAUCCUUCCCUUCACCGACAAGACCCUAUCCAUCAAGCAUGAUAAUUUCAUUGCCGUUGCGACGCCAUCCCAACAGCCCAAGAAGAUCCGACUUGAGACGAAGUCUCCCCUGUAUCAUCUCAUUUCCCUCCUCUCUAAUACUUCGUCUGUUUUGGUCUUUGAUCAUGGAUUUUCACAAAUGAUCCACAACAUUUUAGUCCCUUUCUUCGAGAAGAAGUCAUCAAAACAAGCUCGGGUAGAGUUUGUGAAAGACCUGGUAGUCUUAUUACCCACAGAAGCUACUUUGUCUGUGAAGUCACUCUGGCAGGCUCUUGCCGAUUUUGCAGUGAUAGCCAUAGAUACGAGAGAGAGGGCCGAACCUGCUAUCUCCAGUGAAAUUCCUCUCGGCACAAAUUAUCGAUACGUCGUCAGCGUCUUGGAGACAGGGAUUCUGUUUUCUCCACAGCGUCCAAUGCCUAGAUGGAAAAUCUUACUCGAGGCUGUCAUUGUGUCAGCAACAUUGGAUGCUGGAGAGUCUGGCAAAGCCAUCGCUGUUCUCGAACCUCUUGCAAAGACACUCAAAUCUAGGGCGACGACUUCUGAAAGUGGAAUAUUUGGGUUGACUUAUUUGUCCAUUCUCCUGGGGAAAGCUACUUACCCCAAAGAUCGACAAGCUCUUGAUGCAGCAGAACGGACGCUUUGGGGCUCAAAGCAAUCGAGUUCGAAGACGACAUCUUUCGACCCUUAUAGUGAACUUUACACAUACACUCUAUCUUGUCUCGAAUCGUCCUACCCAACGUUUGUCAAAAGCCAGUUCCCCGACUAUGCCGACCUCGUCUCAGGCAUCACAGGUUUAUUGGGACGUUGUCCAGUCAAUUUACUAGAGGCUGUUCUUGCAAAUCUGCAAUCUGGUAUCGCACUUUGGAUCGUCGACUUGGAAUCAAAGCUCACUGGCGGGAAUGCGCUGGCUUCGGCGAUCAUUUCAUUAUGGGCAACGGUUUGCAAGUCAAUUGCCACGUUGUGUCAAAGUCGCACACAUACCAAGAUCUUGAAAGAUUUUGAAGUCCUUAUUUGUGCCGGACUUCAAAGUAAACACAAAACGGUUGUCAAUAGUACAAUCGUGAUGUGGAAUGCUACUUUCGGUCUUUGCAAAAAUGGACUUGAAUAUCCUCAAAAUGCCAAGGAAGCGCUUCUCAAACUCCAUUCUAUCGUGGAACUUCAACUUCCAUUCUUCCCGGAGAGUUUGGAGACUGAUGCUGCAUCGACUGGUCACCGACAACCCGCCUCUCUGAUCGGCCAACUGGGUGAGUCCAGCCAAUAUUCGGGAUUUUCCUCCAUGGACUCGGCAAUCAAUGGGUAUCUUGCGCCUCCAGGACCGAAAGUCAUGCAGAAGAUCCGCCAGUCAACGCCUCAGGUCAUCAUCAACACUCGUCGAUCUGAGUCUCUCAAGCGGUCGCGUGAAGAAACACCAGAAGCAGGUCGCAAAAACUCAAAGAGACGUGAUGUCACUCCAAAAUUGCGGCACGAUGACUCGCAGGUACAGUUCGCGGCCAUACCUUCGUCAUCACCGGGUUUCGACAGGGUCGUUGAUUCGCAGCUGUUGACAGAGAAGCAGAAAGAAGUAAGGGAACGGCAACAAGCUGAGGCUGCAAUGUUUCCGGAUCUACGAUCAAGUCCACGACCACGUGGCAGGCUGCCUGAAUCCGAAGAUGUUGAGCCAGAUCUUCCAAUACAUCGCUCAUCUUCCAAGAUUCGGGACAUGAUUUCACGUGGGACUGAGCGGGAGACGACGCCUACUGUUGUUAUACCUAGCGAUGAUGAUAAUGGUUACGUUGCGUCGUCACCAACACCAACUCCAUCUCUUCGGGCACGGGUCGAGGACCCUCCAUCUUCUCCUCCAGAAGCAGCGGCGAAACGAAGGGACCCUGCGCGUGAUGAGCAGAUCUCAUCUUCGCCGCCAGAGGGAACACCAGAACCUAUCAAUGCAGCUAGUCCAGCAUUUCAUGCUUUGGCUGAUACAGCUGUGGUGUUGGAUGACCAACGCCUAGAGGAGCCUCAAUCGGACCACAAUGGCACUUUCGAGCCUGGGAAUGAAGACAUACUCUUGGAGAUCACGGAAGCCAACAUCGACGAUGACGAUUCAGUUUCUAGCCCCAGGGCGGCUUUCACUACCGGAGAGGACAUACCCGAUAUUGCACUCAUUGAUCACACGGACAUGAAUGUAGAUGAGAAUGAUAUAAGCCAACGAGAAGAAGCAAAGUUGCUUGACGCAGGAAACGAUACCACGCUGUCUAUCGACCCUUCAGCUCAAAUCGAUCCAGAUGCAAUGGAGAUCAAGUACAUCAUUUCUACCAAUGAUAUAUCAAUCAAUGAGCGCAGUAGCUCCCCUACCGAAGAUCCAUCUGAGCAACUCCGAGCGUCUCAGCUUGAGCAUGAAGCUAUCUUAGCAUCAGCAGAAGCUCAAACUUCCCAGCACCAGCUGUCAAAUGACAAGCACUCCUCUGAGUCUGUGCCAAGCUCAAUUGCCGAGCUUGAGAUAGAGCCUGUCUACGAGCCUGAAACACCAGGUACUCCUGUGCGACACGGAUUGGCGUCAGAACCACACUCUCCAAAGACUCCACUAUUCGUCGAUGCUUUGACUAGUCCCGCAGGUUCUGAUAAACACGAUGUUUUCGAGGAUGCUGUAUCGUCGCCGCGGCUCACCAAAGCACCUAAGAUGCAAGACUCGUCUUCCCCUCUAAGUGACAUGGACGAGUCUAGUUUGUUGAGGGUAGUAGCCGGGUACGAUCAAAGCUCAGACAAGCAUGUUUCUUUCCUCGACGACAAAGAGAAUCAACCAAGGCAAACACGAUCAUCGCUGUCCAAGGGCACGCAAGGCAUAUCUUCUCCAGCUGCGUCAGCUUCUGCGCCUUCACGCAAAUCUGCCAUGCGAAAGAAAUCUGGUGCUCAGCAAUCAUCACAAGCUGACGAAGAGGUGCUUCGCUCGGAGGUCGAUCAAUUCCAAACAUCAUCACUACCUUCACUGAUUCCGGAGACCCCUGCUCCAAAUACCGGCAAUCUUCUCGAGCCAGAUGCGCAAUCUACCCUGGUCUAUCGUGACGACGACGGGGAGGUGAUCAACAUGGAUGAGACUAUUAUUGUUGAUACCUCGAUUCUCGAACUUGAGGGUGGUCUCCGAACCCACAAGCGCAGCCCACGAAAGAAGGGGAGAAAGAGAAAGCACAUCGAAGAGCAUACGAGCACAAGUGAACUUCCUGAUAUCCAAGGUGGUGACAUUGAGGAUGAUGUCCAUUCGCAAUCGCUCAUUAAUACAAGCACACCGCCGCCACCCAGUGUGCAGGCCUCGUCAUUCGUGAGAGCAGUGACCCCCACGAAGAAGAAACGUAAAGGGAGGCCGAGCAGGGCAUCUCAAGCUCGUGUGGAGGCUGAGAGUUCUCAAGAAAUCGGAGCGAGUCAAAGCUUUACAUCAGCUGAUGGUGACAUAUCGAUGGCAGACACAGAGAUAUCAAUGAUGGCGGAAACUUCGGUAUUGGAGCAACCCGAAAUAAAACAGGUGUUGCCCAUUCCAUCAGAGACCGAAGAAAUUCAAGCCAUAGUAGAGGAUGGACCAGAGAAGAUCAGUGGUAUCGACCAAAUCGAGAUGGAGGACGAUAUCGUUAUGGAUACGAUUCUACUGGACGAUCCUAGCAGCUCAGACAUGGAUGUGGUUGCGGAAACAACUUUUGAGGACAGUAGCUCAGCUGUUCAACAAAGCUCCAUGCAGCAGCCCGAAGUUCACACCCAUAAAGAGAAUGUCGUUGAGCAGGUAGAGAUCGUAUCGGCGGAGAACGAGGCGCCAACCUCCAACGGGUACAUUGCAAAUGAUUCGAGCUUCAGUCCCGCUGCUGCUGCUGCUGUUGGAGAGAUAUCUGAAGAUUUGGAGUCAAGUCUACCAAAGUAUGCUGGCGUUGACAACAGCAUUGGAGUGGAAACUACUGGCGCGAAGAUUGAUAGCGUACCUGUACACGAUGCCGAGCGAGAAAGUGCUCAAGAAGAUUCAAAGGUUGAAGAGAAGCCUGCAGUCACGAUGCAGAGUAUGAAGGAGAAGCUCCAGGGCUUGAUCACUGAUCUACGCAGUGCAGCACUUAAUAGACAGGAGAUUCACGAACUGGAGGAUAUGUUUAUGGAUGCCAAAAGAGUCCUGUAUGAUGUAGAAUUGCGAGGGCGUCAAUCGGCGGAUAUGUGAUUUCAAUUGCAUGGCGGUCGGAGUUCCUGGGUUGGGCGGGCCUCCUACAUUUGCUCAUUGGGGGAUUGUGAAAAGGUAUCAAUGGUUUGCAUCAGGGACGUGUUAUUUUGCUCGCUCGUGUAGCUAAAGAUACCAAUAUUAUUGUGUUACAUCC
Mollisia scopiformis is the source of this 6671-nucleotide messenger RNA. RefSeq lists its product as uncharacterized. Gene Ontology annotation, cellular component: nucleus. Lineage: Eukaryota; Fungi; Ascomycota; Leotiomycetes; Helotiales; Mollisiaceae. The record is from RefSeq and is a predicted model, not a curated record. Gene Ontology annotation, biological process: telomere maintenance. Bases 215 to 6517 code for a protein of 2100 amino acids. The transcript has 2 exons.